AUGUGUCCUUCAGAUUGGUUUGCCUAUAUAAAACGUGACAGUGACGAAGAACAUCCAAAACCAUUCACAGAGGAUAAUAAUAGCACAUCACUUUUUAUUUUAUUUUCAAAUUCUUUACGAACUUUAGUGUUUUAUCGAAUGUGUAAUAAAGUUUAUAAUGAGAUAAAAAUAUUUCAAAUUAUUAGAGCAGUGGAGCCAAAUCCUGAAGAAGUGGAAAUGAUGGUUAUUUCUGAUAAAGAGGCAUUAAUAGUUUAG
This is a messenger RNA of Entrophospora candida, 255 nucleotides long. NCBI's taxonomy places the organism in Eukaryota, Fungi, Glomeromycota, Glomeromycetes, Entrophosporales, Entrophosporaceae. The record is from the annotation of a GenBank genome assembly.